AUAAAUGGGUCGGCAACGCCAACAGUCCGAAGAUAUAAGAGUCCGGUCUCGGUCUAGGAUCCUCCUACCCUAGACAAAGUGUGCAAGUCUGCAGUGCGAACUCGGAAGGGCGGCCGUUGCAUGAUCAUUCUCUAGCUUUCUCUGUCAGUGUCACCGCCAUUGCUGCCGCUUCACCUUAGAGCGGCGCUUUGCGCUGCCAAUCCGCUUCUGAGCUCAGCUUUGCCUCCCCAAAUUCAAAAAAGUGCAGCUAGGUUCGAAGGAGGACAAGCAAUCAACUCACCGGCAGCAGAUCAGCGAUUGAUAACGGAGACGGGUGCUCAAGCACAAAUGUUAGUUCGCAAAACGACGGUUUUGAGCAUUAGGGACAAGGCAAGGCCCUAAUACCAAUCAUACGCUGCCAGCACAUCACAGCCACCAUGCUGCUUCGCGUAGCCUUCACCUCUCCCCGCACCUUAGCCUUCUUUGCCCCUGCCACUCGGGCAAUGUCUGCAUGGGCCGGCUCCCUAAGUUUCGAAACCCCAAGCGAAUUCCCCUUGCACCGUUCUGCGGACCGUAGCUCCCCGGAGGAAGCUGAUAGUCAGCCGACAGUCUCUGGUCGGGCCACCUCUGUAUUUGGGGGACUUUUCAGUGCUAGGGAUGGUGGUGGUAGAGAAGGCGCUUCGUUUUCCGAGCUGCCAGACGUUUCGAAACCGGAGGGGACGCGCUCGGUCUGGGAGGGGUAUCGGUUAAUGGCAGUACCAAAAAGGAAGGUUUCACCAUCCCGAAAUGGACUUCGUUUCCAGCAUAAGUGGCUGAAACCAGCGCAUGGGCUCAUCAAGUGCAAAGGUUGCGGCAAGGUAACCGUACGGCACAGGUUCUGCAAUUGUGGACUCAUCCCUCAAUCAGAGGCCGAAGCUCCCCAGAACGAAGCUGCAAGCUAAGCACCUUGUGGAUAAUAUGGAAACCGAAAACUUCCAAACCUCGUUUGUUUCAUAUCUGCCGCGGGGAGAGACAUGUACAUGCCAGCUGGCACGAUAAGGAUACACCACGCCGGUGUGUCUUAUAAAUGUUCGACCGGCCUAGUUAAAUCUGUAAGUAGCUUGGCCGUAUAUGCGCAGCCGCCUGCCUGGAAGAUAUGUGGCGGCCGGAAUGGGUGGCGAUAGCUGAAACACCCUCACUUCUCAUGUGGUCGAUAUGAUCAUGACAAACAGCUAAGUUACUAUCUGCCCUGCCAUGCCAGC
Klebsormidium nitens is the source of this 1220-nucleotide messenger RNA. Lineage: Eukaryota; Viridiplantae; Streptophyta; Klebsormidiophyceae; Klebsormidiales; Klebsormidiaceae. The record is from the annotation of a GenBank genome assembly.